AUGUCCUCCGACAACGACUACAUGGCCUUCCUGAACAAGGCAAACGCAGACCUCGACAGCGGCCGCUCACAACCAGCAACUACCACCCAGCAAGCCCGCACAGAGACCGUCGACGUCGACGUCAAGGUCCCUACCCCGCUUACCUCCGUCGACGCAUACUACAUCUCGGACACCGACGAGCCGUUUGAGCCUGUUGCGCUGAGAUGGGAGGGCGCGCAGAGGGGCGUGUGGCCUGAUGCCUCAACCUUCUCGAAACUCAUCUCCAUCAACACAGACCUCUCCGACUCCAUUGAGACGUUAUCGCCUUCCUCGUUCGACCCGAGGAACCAGUAUGCUUCUGUGCUUAAGGCUGUGCGUGCUGCCGCCGUUGAGAGCACGCAGGGCGAUGACUCGGCGGUUGAGGUGAAGAUCUAUCGCGCGGAGGUUGGAACAUCCAGGAUUGAGUACUAUAUAACGGCGUUGGAUAGUGAGGCGGGGUUGCUUGUUGGGUUGAGGGCGAAGGCGAUUGAGAGCUAG
Aspergillus mulundensis is the source of this 516-nucleotide messenger RNA. RefSeq lists its product as uncharacterized. The transcript is spliced from 2 exons. The record is from RefSeq and is a predicted model, not a curated record. Bases 1 to 516 code for a protein of 171 amino acids. Lineage: Eukaryota; Fungi; Ascomycota; Eurotiomycetes; Eurotiales; Aspergillaceae.